Parnassius mnemosyne (clouded apollo) is the source of this 2538-nucleotide messenger RNA. The record is from the annotation of a GenBank genome assembly. Lineage: Eukaryota; Metazoa; Arthropoda; Insecta; Lepidoptera; Papilionidae.
AUGCGCGAGCUCGGCCGUGGGGGCUCAUUCGUGGCGGCCACCAUAGCGGCGUUACACAAUCGCUCUGCGGCUGACGGUAAAUUACAAGCCUUCAAAUCGCUUUCGACCGUCACGGAGUCAAGAAACGUUUUAAGAAUCUCAAACGAAGAUAUAUUUGCUGACGACUAUUCGCGAAGAACAUCCGGUGCCAGUGAACGUCCCCGAUCUACGGCCUCGGAAGCUUCGGGGCGCGACUCCGCAUCGGUUCAAUCCAGUGACGAACCACCUCCUCACGAAAGCGGCGACUCGGAUAGCCCCGAUGAGGCAACAGUGAAAUGCAGGACUUGGACAGACGGUACGCUGGCUCCACCUCAGGCAGACUCUUCCGAUAGUGAUUCCAGCACCACAAGCGAUGAAGAUUCGGAGGAGCGCGAGUAUGAAACAGGCGGUGGUGAUGCUGAUUAUCGCACGCUUACGCCGAAUAAACGUCUAGACAAUUCAACUCGUUGCGAUAAUGAUUUCAAGUGGAUGUCAAACGGGGAUAUAAUGGAAGAGGGAACUGAGGCUGCUUCAUUGGGCACGCGCCCAGAUGAAUACAAUUCAACCAGCUUAGAUAGGAGACGCCGCAUGCCGGGAGAUCGUAAUGAACGUGAUAGAAAAUCUAGGUCGUCGCUGACAGCGAAGCCCCCGCAUCACCCGUCUAGUGUACGUGCCUCACCACGUCCGCGUCGCACGAGGAACGAAGAAACUCCUCCCGACUUGCAACGGCGAUGGAACUCUUAUGAACAUUUUCGCUGGCCCGAUGGCGGUUGGUGGCCUCCGAUAUGCUGGUGUCACGGGCCGCCCGCACCACCUCCCUGCUGUAUGCACGACCGCGCUUGGCCCUCACACCCCUCGCUCCCGCCGAUGCCACCACGAAGUUGUAAGAACGAUGCAGAGGAUCGUGUGCGAAGGUUGGAGGCAGACAAGGAGAGUCUGCAGCUACAGGUGCAGGUUCUGUCUGAACAAAUUGCAGCACAGACCGAGAAGAUGGCGGACUUAGAACGAUCACUUCACGACACGCGACAGAAACUGGACGAUACAGAGCAAAGAUUACAGAAGGAAAUGCUUCAACGUUCAUCACUGGAGACGCAAAAGUUAGAACUAUUGUCAAAACUUAGCGAAGUCCGACUUCGAGUAGUAGAGCGUGGUGUUCUAGAACGGUCGCCACCUCCGGAUGCAAUGCCAUUGACACGCCCAGCACCACCAAGGACACCGCCAGCGAACUACGGGCGUCAGAUCGAACGCAACACGCACCUGUACUCGUCUCUGCCGCGCUCCUCGGUGGUGACGUCAGAGGCGCGCGUCGCGUUCGGUAAACAGAACAACAUGGUGGUGGCGCGCGGCCGCGGACAAUCGGUGCCCAAUCUAGCGGAGAAGGAGGAGGCGAUUCCUCGUGGCAGCCCGUCGCCGUCGCUGCGGGAGGUGCGUGCGCGCCUGGGCAGCGGCGCCGUGCGCCUCGAGGGCGGCCACCUGCGCGCCUCGCUGCGCGCCGCGCCGCGCGCCCGCGCACUCCCCGCGCCCUGGCAAACAACAGACGUGCGCGAAUGGGACUGCGAGACGACUUGCGGAUGGCUAGAAAGCCUCGGACUGGAAACAUACGUAGCGGCCGCGCGAACCUGGCUUGGUGCUACACCCGACGCUAAAGGAGUUAUAGCGAGCGCUUCUCACAAUACCAUCGAAAAGGAAUUGGCUAUAAAACAUCCGAUGCACAAGAAGAAAAUUUUACUCGCUAUUACAGAUUUACUGGGUGGGCACGGAGAUCCAUUGCUGACGGCGGCGGGGCGUUUGGACACCGCGUGGGCCCUGCGUUGGCUGGAGGACGUGGGCGUGUGCGGGGCGCGCGGCGCGGCGGCCGACGCGGCGCUGGACGGCCGCCUGCUGCACCGCCUGGCGCACGCCGAGCUGCACGCGCACCUGCGCGUGGCGCACGCGCUGCACGCGCUCUCCAUCAGGCGAGGCAUCCAAGUACUUCGGGAUAACCAGUUCAACCCUGAAACCAUGAUCAGACGCGCAGUUGAAGUGGAAACUCGGCAAACGAGCGGCGACGGGGAGUCGGAGGGCGAGGGAGCCGGCGUGGCGGAGCUGGCGCGCUGGUCGUCGCACCGCGUCAUGCAGUGGCUGCAGGAGAUCGACCUCGCGGAGUACGCGCCCAACCUGCGCGGCGCCGGAGUACACGGCGGACUAAUGUUGCUGGAGCCGCGAUUCACGGCAGAACUCUUGGCGGCUUUGCUCAACAUACCGGCGAAUAAGACUCUAUUGCGACGGCAUCUCACACAAAGAUUCAAUGAUUUGCUCGGGAGGGAAGUUAUACAGCAGAAACGAAAUGCUGAACAAACACUCGGCUACCAGCCUCUCACAGCUACUACCAAAUACAAAGUACCAAAGAAGAGCCAGUUCUCGCUGAAGCGCAAGAAGAGCCGCGAGGAGCUGGAGCUGGGCGAGCUGGUGUGCCCGCUGCGCGACGACGCCUCAGGUGACGCGGCGGCCCCGCCCCCGCCCCCGCCCCCGACUCACUAA